UAAAUUAAAAAUAAGCUUUUGGUCUGUUUUAGAUAUGAUUAUUAUAUAUUGAUUUCAACCGAUUUCAGCUUGUUAAAAUCAUUUCUUAAUUAAGAAAAAGCUUUUUGUCUGUUUUAGUUGUUUGGUCUCAAACAAAUGUUACCAUCUUAGCAUCAAGUUCGUAAAUAAAACCCAAAACCAAUGAUAGCAAACAAAUGCAUCGCCUAGCUGUGUUUCAAUCUACCAGGCCACUCUUUUAUUCUACCAUUGCUAAUUCUUAUACUCAUUUCUCAACCUUAGAAGAAAACUUUUGCACCAAAUUCAUAACUUCAUGCGCCCAAACAUCAAACUUACUUCAUGGAAAGGUAAUCCAUGCCAAAUUCAUCAAAGGGUUAUUUCCAAAUUCCCUUUACCUCCAAAACCACAUGCUAAACAUGUACUCGAAGUGUGGAGACCUCAUCAGCGGUCACAAGCUGUUCGAUGAAAUGCCUCAACGCAACGUCGUUUCAUGGUCUGCCAUGCUUUCUGGCUUUACCCAACAUGGGUUUUUCAACCAAGCUCUAUCUUUGUUUGUUUACAUGUUAAGGGAUGGAACUUCAAAGCCUAAUGAGUUCACAUUUGUUAGUGUUCUUCAAGCUUGUUCCUUGCACGAAAAUUUAGAUUUAGCUUACCAAGUUUACGCUAUGGUUUUACGUUUGGGGUUUGAAUCAAACGUGUUUUUAGUCAAUGCUUUUUUGACAGCUUUGAUGAGACAUGGGAAAAAAGAGGAAGCUUUGGAGGUUUUCGACGAGUGUUCAAACAAAGAUAUCGUGACUUGGAAUGUUAUGUUAAGUGGGUACUUGGAAAGUUCUUGUUUAGAUUUGCCUAAAUUUUGGGUUCAAAUGAAUCAUGAGGGGCUGAAACCUGAUUGCUUUACUUUUGCAAGUGUUUUAACUGGGUUGGCUUCUGUUGGUCAUUUAAACAUGGGUUUACAAGUGCAUGGUCAACUUGUCAAGUCUGGCCAUGGUACUGAAAUUUGUGUCCAGAACUCUGUGGUUGAUAUGUAUAAAAAGAAUCAAAGACUUUUCGAUGGGCUGAAAGCUUUCAAUGAAAUGGGUGAAAAAGAUGUUUGUUCUUGGACACAAAUUGCUGCUGGGUGGUUAGAGUAUGGGGAACCUACAAAGGCUUUGGAAGCUAUUGCAGAAAUGAGGAUGAUGGGGAUAAUACCCAACAAGUUUACACUUGCUACUGCUUUCAAUGCUUGUGCUAAUUUGUCCUUCUUGGAAGAGGGGAAGAAAGCUCAUGGGUUGAGAAUUAAACUUGGGGUUGAUAUUGAUGUUUGUGUGGAUAAUGCAUUGAUUGACAUGUAUGCAAAAUGCGGUUCCAUGGAUGGUGCUUGGGGUGUUUUUAAGGUAAUGGACGAUCGUUCCAUUGUUUCAUGGACAACAAUGAUAAUGGGGUGUGCACAAAAUGGUCAAGCUAGAGAAGCUCUUAAGAUUUUCGAUGAGAUGAUUAUGAAAGGUAUAAAACCGAAUUACAUAACCUUUGUUUGCGCUCUUUAUGCAUGCAGCCAGGGAAUGUUUACUGAUGAAGCCUGGAAAUAUUUCUCUUCCAUGACCAUUGACCAUGGAAUCUCUCCUGGUGAAGAUCAUUAUAUAUAUAUGGUACAUCUUCUUGGCCGUGCCGGGCAUAUUAAAGAAGCCGAAGAACUAAUCUUGUCAAUGCCAUUUCAGCCUAGUGCAUCAGUUUGGCAAACUUUGCUUAAUGCUUGUCAAGUUCAUGGGGAUAUUGAAACAGGGAAGCGAGCAGCAGAACAUGCAAUAAACCUAGACAGAAAGGACCCUGCAAGUUAUGUGCUGUUAUCAAACAUGUUUGCUGGCUUCAACAAUUGGGACGAUGUGGGAAAGUUGAGAGAACUAAUGGAGACCAGGGAUGUAAAGAAAGUACCUGGAACCAGUUGGAUCAAACUAGAAAAAGACUGCUCAGUACCUUCAGGACCCAAGUUUUCAAGUAUGGGAUCUAAAAUUAGUUGAUAAUAGGUGAUCGUGAAGCUCAUAAACUUUUAACUGAUGGAAGAUGAGAAACUCUAGAGAGAUUCAGGCAGUAAAAAACUUGGGAGUGAUUUAACUUCAAAAUCAAAAUUCUUCUGAGAUGGAUCAAGGACUUCUCGCAUAAUAUGAACAAGAAUUUGUAUUCUAUGUUUUCUUUUCUGGGUGAAGCAAUCUUUUCAUUUUUGUGCAA
Molecule: messenger RNA, 2199 nt
Organism: Gossypium raimondii (Peruvian cotton)
Lineage: Eukaryota; Viridiplantae; Streptophyta; Magnoliopsida; Malvales; Malvaceae
Product: putative pentatricopeptide repeat-containing protein At3g15130
Exons: 1
Coding region: 195-1991 (598 amino acids)
Biological process (GO): RNA modification
Molecular function (GO): protein binding; RNA binding
Source: RefSeq, a predicted model, not a curated record